AUGCUGAAACCAGCUGCGCCCUUUGCUGUUGGAGGAAUGAGAAGAGAAGAAGAAGGGACAGAUUCAACAAACUACACUGACUCAUUUGACUCAUCUCCAGUUGGAUCUCUCUCCCGCACGCAGAAAGAAAGCUCAUUGCCAACGCAGUUCGCCUCUGUUCGACACGGUUUGACUGGAACAAACUUGGAUGGUGCAUGCACCAAAGUCGAGACUCUGAACUUAACGAUCAAAUCCCCUGAAUUAGCCGUGGAAGCUGAUGGCCAAUCGUCUACGAUUGCAUUGAUAUGGGUAUCAGAACAGCGAGAAUAUCGGCUGUGCAGUCUGCCAAUUAAUCCUUUCGAGCCAGAACUAUUCACAUAUCUGAGAUGGCAUGACUCCAGGACCGACGCUACACGGCACAUAGUAUAUAUCUACAAGAUCGCCAUUCGCGGCUUCUGCUUCCCCCAGACAGCAUUAUUGCCUCGCACCAGCCUCGUCUGUACGAUGAGCGCCUCCAGCUCCCCGCCCGGCCACCGUUCCGGAUCCCACUCCCCCCGACAGGCGGACACCACCUACCACCCUGCCCCCGAGUGGCCGGAUGACGAGGAGGACCGGGACAUGGACGACGAGCCUGAAUCGGACCGCUCGGAGGAUCGAGAGUACCACGACGAGGACGAGGACGAGGACGAGGACGACGAAGACGAAGACCACGACGACGACGAUCUAUUUCAUGAUCCCGAAUCAGGCCUAGGCGACAUCCAGUUCGAGUUCACCAUGGAGUCUUCCGAUAACGAGCACGCGGGAGAAGGAGGCCAGCAGGCCAGACGAACUCGGGUGACGCGAAUCACAUCCGCGCAGGUCCUCCAGCUCCUCGGAGCAAACGGCCUUCGACGAAUCCUCCAGUCGCAAGGGUUACUGGCCGCGGAUGACGACGAUGAGGACUACGGCCUGCAUUAUGGAUACCGCGUUCGGAGACGGCGACGAGAGCGGCCGGCCGGGGAUAUCUUCCCCAAAGUUCCCAGCGACGUUGGUACGGAAUUGAUGGGGUCUGGCCUGUAUGGCAGCAACCCCCACUAUGUCGACGAACUGAAGAAGCGCAAGAAGAGACUGGCCACGAAGCUGAUGUGGCGUGAAUUGGGCAUUGGGACGGCGGGCGCUCAGAAACGGGAUGUCCGGUCGAUAUUCCAGGAUAUGAUCCCAGGUUCGAAACCAGACAAGAUCAUCCACUUCGACUCGAGGUGCUAUUCCGGACAGUUUUCCGACGACGGCAACUUCUUUUUCUGCUGUUCGCAGGACUUCAAAGUUCGCAUGUACGACACAUCGAAUCCGUUUGACUGGAAGUACUACAAGACGGUAGAUUAUCCAUUCGGUCAAUGGACCAUCACGGAUGCGACCUUGAGCCCCGACAAUAAAUACCUGGCCUACAGCUCCAUUCGACACCUGGUCUGUCUGGCACCGACGGAUCCAAACGAUCAAUCUGACCCCAUUCUCCUUGAUUUCUCCAACAUGGGGCGCAGGAGAGGUGGAGGUCAUUACGGAAAUUCGCAUUUUGGAAUAUGGUCUCUUCGAUUCUCGGGAGAUGGCCGAGAGAUUGUUGCCGGCACGUCAGACCAGUCUGUGGUCGUCUAUGACAUUGAGACAAGACAGACUAUUCUCCGACUUCAAAACCACGACGAUGAUGUGAACGCAGUCUGUUUCGGUGAUGCCUCGUCUCCCCACAUCCUCUACUCGGGCUCUGAUGACACCACCUUACGAGUCUGGGACCGGCGAUCGAUGGCCGAUGGUCGAGAGGCCGGAGUGUUCAUGGGCCACACUGAAGGCCUGACCUAUGUUGACAGCAAAGGCGACGGUCGCUACGUGCUGUCCAACGGCAAGGACCAGAUGAUGAAGCUGUGGGACCUGCGAAAGAUGAUGACGACGGCAGAAUUCGAUAAGAUCGACCCUCGACGAUAUACGACCGGUUUCGACUACCGAUUCAUGCAAUAUUCAGAAGAGGACUACGAACCGCAUCCCCACGACUGCUCGAUUGUGACAUUCCGGGGGCACCGAGUGCUCAAGACGCUGAUUCGGUGCCACUUCUCGCCUCCUGGGAGCACCAACUCGCGGUACGUGUACAGCGGCAGCGAGGAUGGGAAGGUCUACAUUUACAACCUGGAUGCGACGCUCGCGGGGACGAUCGACGUUGGACAGGCCACCGUCGAUUCGAGGCCACAGGACCAGGAUAUUUUUGCCACUGCGUAUGAAAUGAGAAGUGGCGAGAUGCGCUGGAGAACCUGUGUCCGCGACGCGAGCUGGCACCCGAAUGCACCCGUGUUGGCCGCAACAUCCUGGAACGGCUGGGGCAUGUCGACCGGAACGUGUACAAUACACACGUGGAACGACUCGGCCGCGGAAGACGAAGGCGAGCCGCCGAUGGGCAUGAGCUACACGAACAAACUCGAGUACUCGCGCGAGUUCAACGACUUCCGGGAGACGAUCCGGCAGUAUGAUAGAAGCCGAAGGCAAAGAGGAUUGAGAGACGAGGAGGCGGCGAUGGGGCUGUCAUACUGA
Molecule: messenger RNA, 2529 nt
Organism: Rasamsonia emersonii CBS 393.64
Lineage: Eukaryota; Fungi; Ascomycota; Eurotiomycetes; Eurotiales; Trichocomaceae
Exons: 9
Coding region: 1-2529 (842 amino acids)
Biological process (GO): proteasome-mediated ubiquitin-dependent protein catabolic process
Cellular component (GO): Cul4-RING E3 ubiquitin ligase complex
Molecular function (GO): protein binding
Source: RefSeq, a predicted model, not a curated record